AUGAGAUUUGUCUCGACUAUCUUGUUUUCUACAUUGGUCAUCAUCAGCGCCAAUGCCAACCACCUUCCAACUGCAGACUUUGGAGAAGGCUGCCUUAAUGUGCAAGAUGAUGGAAGCAGGGCUCAAGUCCCUGAUUUUGAAACCCAUGAUUCAUUCUUGGUAUCUCCGGAAUCUCGAUUCCGUUUCAGCUCCGAUGGCCGCCAUGACAACCAAGCUGUGCGAGUCGAACCCACUGUGAAAAUUGUUUCAGAUGACAAUGCGUGGUCUAUUGAUGCUUUCAGCACUACCUAUCAACAUGAUGAACAUGAGGCUUGGUACAAGAGUAAUAAUCAUGGAAAAUUUGCUGCUAGUCCUACUUGGAGCUCUGAAUCUGUCUGCCAAUGCCGAUGCACACCAUACUUUUCAGAUUUGGGGACCAGGAAAGAUUGGUGUUCAAUUUUUGACAACAGCCAUCAUCCUCACGUUGACUUUCUGGGUGGAAUCAAUGAAAAUCAGAGUGUCAACUCUCUUGACCACAAGCCAUGUUGCUUCAGCGCCGAUAAGUUGAAGAGUAUGGGACCAACUUUAAACUUUGCAAGUCUCUGCCAUGUCCUAGAAACCGAGGCUGGUUCCAAUGGCGACCCGCACUUCAAGACUUGGCACAAUGAACACUUUGCAUCUCACGACACUGGAGUUACAUCAAGAGUGCCGUCAUUCAUUCGCAUUGGCAAUGCUAUUUUGGAGAUUGAAGGCUCUGCUCUGGAGUUUGAUUCUGUGACUCACUAUUGGAUCAACUACGAGUACCAAGGAGAACUUACCGAGUUUGCUGGGUUUCCAGUGAAGAUGUUCUCUCAACAAGGAACGGCAAUCACCAAGAAUCGAAUCGAGAUUGACUUUGAGUUCUAUCUAUCCAGGACGGACAAAAGAUUGUUUUUUCUACCUAUAAGGAGUUUGUCCAGGUUUCUUUCGCGAAUGCAAAUGAAGAAUCGUUUGGAAACGAGUGUUGUUAUGUUGGGUGACUUCAAUACUGGCCAAACUUUGGCUCGCGAUGGCGUUACUGUGCUCGACGACUUUACCGAGCUUGGACAUGAAUGGCAAGUCCUUAGAAUUCCAUCGGGCAAGCAUUUGUUCCGUGUGAAGCGCCUUCACCUCAAAUUUCCCGAAACAUGCAUUGAUCCCGAACAUCCACGUGGGGAUCGUCGUCGUCGUCGUCGUCGUCGUCGUCAUUUGGAUAGUUCUUUUGUUAGUGAGGAGGAAGCCGAGGCUGCCUGUUAUGGACUCAAGGAUGAGUUGGACCGUAAGGACUGUGCUGUGUAUGACAUCUUGGCCACACCCACAAGAUUUGGACAUGGCUGGAGCCUACCAACUGAUUGGCUUGGGUCUCGUCGAGAUAUUUGUAGAUUUCCCCUCUCUCGCUUUGAAUAA
Cylindrotheca closterium is the source of this 1404-nucleotide messenger RNA. Lineage: Eukaryota; Bacillariophyta; Bacillariophyceae; Bacillariales; Bacillariaceae. The record is from the annotation of a GenBank genome assembly.